This is a messenger RNA of Symbiodinium pilosum, 864 nucleotides long. The record is from the annotation of a GenBank genome assembly. NCBI's taxonomy places the organism in Eukaryota, Dinophyceae, Suessiales, Symbiodiniaceae.
AUGCGUCCAGACACACUGACGGAACUCUGUCACAAGCACGGAAUCGAGCGGCCUCCAGACACGCGCGGGAAGUCCUUCCCAGACUUUAGCCCGUUUGCCCGCUGCUACAUUGCCGUCUGCGAGUGCCUCCGGGAAGAAGGUGACUUGAGGCGCCUCGUCUUCGAGGUCGCGGAGGAUUCGGCCAAGUCAGGUGCCUUUUGGAUAGAGCCUGCGCUCUCACUGGAGCUCUAUGCCGAUCGAUUUGGUGGCCCAGAAAAGACCCUAUGUAUGCUGCUCGCUGCUGCAGAAGAUGCAGAAGAUGCAACUGGUGUUGCAAUCGGCUUCAUUGUAGCUGCUGAGCGGCAUAUGCCAGUCGAGAAGGCGGAAGCGCUUGCUCGCGCAGUUAAGAAUUUGGCAGAGGGCGGAGCUGCCAAGAUCAAGGGCCGAGAUGGAAUUAUUGGCUUUGGCUUGCAUGGUGCAGAGGUUGGUAACCCACCGGAGCCUUGGAAGGAGGCAUUCAAGAUAGCAUGCGUUGCCGGCGUGGUGCCUUUGCCACAUGCCGGGGAGUACCCUCCCUCCAGCGCACCUGGAGCUGGACCUGGUAGCGUUCAGUUCUGCGUGGACCAUCUUGGGGCCCGUCGGAUUGCUCACGGGGUUCUUGCAGCUGAAGAUGAUGGCCUCGUUGCGCAUUUAGCAACUCUCCAGGUGUGUCUAGACAUCUGUCCGACAAGCAACCAGCUGCUUGGGACAGUUCGAGGUCCUGGUCUGCAAUCGCCACUCAAGCAGUUUCUUGAGGCAGGUGUGCCCUGCACGAUCAACUCCGAUGAUCCUCUGCUGUUUGGCUGUUCCUUGUUGGGAGAAUAUGAGCGGUGCCGGCAAGAGUGA